Porites lobata is the source of this 3351-nucleotide messenger RNA. The record is from the annotation of a GenBank genome assembly. NCBI's taxonomy places the organism in Eukaryota, Metazoa, Cnidaria, Anthozoa, Scleractinia, Poritidae.
UAGGUUGUAUUUUGAAUGCAAAAAAGAGCAUGUUAAGUGAACAAGCCGUCAAAUCAUGGCCUUUAGAAAAAUAUGCAAAGUUCGUAGCUCCGAAGGAAACAUCAUCAACUCACAAACAAGGAUACUGGAAGGUUUGUAUGCUCCGUAUUUUUAAAAGUAAGAAUUUGCUAUGCCGGCGGCGCGUAUGUGGCUGAAACAUAAAGAUACAGAAAUAAAGCCUGUUAAGUUACUAUUAAACUAGAUUUUAACGAUCUGAAGUGCCUAAACAAACCGAAAAUGACUUAACUCUUCCUCUUCCCUUUUCUUUCUCUAUUUUGCAGCAAUUUCCGCCGUCUUCAGACGGUUCUAGCUGUCUACAAGUGUCGCUGUUUUCGUCCAACAACAUGGUCGUGAGCGAUGGGAAAGUUAUACACGUUAGUUUUCCUUGCUGGCUUUAUGAUUCCCUCUAAUAAAACUACUUAGUAUCAGGGAUAAUUACAUGUACGCAACAAACUAGCAGAAAAAAUAAAAAUAAUAAAAAAUAAAAGUUUGCUCUAGACCACUGCAAACGCAUUCCUCAGCUGCUUCUGAACGUAGUUGUCAUAAUCACUCUUUGGAGAAUUUUGCCUCGCUUGUACUGUGUGCGUAUCUCCUGAUUCAUAGGUAAUAGGUUUGUAAGUAAUCGUACGAGUGAUCAACAAAAUCGGACUAUGAUUAAUAUAUUAAGCAUGACAUUAGAAUUUUAGGAAAUAUUCAAGUAAGGACUCGACAAUCGAGACUGAAGUCACUGAAAUAUGAAAUUCUCAGCUCCUUUUAAGUUCUGGUGUUACAAUUGUAUUCCUUUCUAAUAACAUAAAUAAUAGCAAUAAUAAUAAACGAUGAAGCUGUACGGUAUUAUUUAACAAGCAAUGUUUCCUUUGUUUAUAGGAAAGUUUUUCUUUGUUUAAUGCUAAGAAGUGGCUGCAAGCAGUGGUUAAAGGAGACAGUAUGCUGAUCAUUUACAAAAUCAAUGUAAGUUUGAAUUGGAAUAUAGCAUAGUUUAAAAAGUGAUUAAGUGUAUGGAAAUGAAGACUAAAAGCUUUCCCUGUUGUUUCCCUGUUGUAUGUUUGUAUUCGAUUUUUGCCCCUGACCGGGUAUACUGUGCAUCAGCUUUCAUUGACUUGCACCAUGUUGGACAAACUAACCAGUGGCAACAUUCCCACCUUGUAUGAAAUGGAAAAACUAAACAGAGAUUGUACUCCUUCGGAGAGAGACACAAACCGCUUGUUCAUUCGUUUUCGCUUUUGACUUUUCAAAUCCAGUCACUGUCUCUACUAACUCUGAUCAGGUUGUUUAAGAAGCUCACGGUAAGGUAAUUUCUUUAUUACACACUUAUCAAGAUGGCUCCUUAAAGAUCCUUUGACCUCAUCAUUGGGUACAUUCGUUUUCGCCUUUGACUUUCGCCUGCUUUCAACACCAGUCACUGCCUUUUACUUUUAACUCAAUGUACAUAAGAGGUGCUCGAUCAGUACCGUACGGUAAUUUCUUUAUUACUACCACUUUGAACAGAAGAGAACAACUUUCUUUUUCUUUUCCUGAACUUCGAUACGGUCUUUUACACAAAAAAUUGCCAACAUUUGACGAACUAAAGGAGAUGGAAUAAGCGUGAUAAAGUUUGAAGCAGCGCGAAUUCACUUUUUAACUGACGUUUUCGUACCCGUCGCAGUUAUUGUUGCUUAAGCUCCCCUUUGUUGCGCUAUGCUUCGGGAAUCACGCAACAAAAGAAAUGUUAGGAGUCGUUAGCUCAAAAGUUUGACCAGUUUCAAACUUUGCCCAACAGCUGCCUCGUACCCAGACGUCUCUCUUUUGAUGAAAAUGUGCGCGCAACGGAGGGCGAGAAGGAGACAACGGGCUUCACCUGCCGUCUGUACCCUUCCCAUGGCUCCUUGCGAUUCAUCACCAGUCACUCGUUUCGCGCUCGCCUCUGCCGUGCAAAAAACGGAGCGCCUGAGGAGGAGGCUGGACCAACAGCAUGCAACAACAAGCGGGUUUUAACGGUGUUUUUCUGAGUGAUAAUAUAAAACUUAUCUGGUUCAAGUAUUGCUCUCUUUCUCUCUCCACAGAAUGACAGUAGGAGGUUCAGGAUAAAAUUCGGCAAAAGCAGUAAUCGCUCGGCAAUAGAACAUUGCCGCCAGUUCGUUUCAGAGAUCUCUUCCCAAAUUUCCGUGCGUGAGAUAUCCACGGAGGCCUGUGUCGAAUCUGAUUCUCAGGUUCAAAUGGAGGACUCUCAGUUAAUCUCGCCCGAAUCACAGCAUGCACCUGCUAGUAAAGAUGCUACAGCUGGCGCUGAGGCGAGAGGAUUAACUCUUCCCGACUUAGCCAACAAGGUAGGUUAUGUCUAAAAUUAUCAUUGUCACUGUUGGCAGUAAGUAAAGGAUUUUUUGCUUUAACGGGGGUGAUUAUCAGUGGACUAAUAGAAGUUUGACGGAGUGAUCAGCGCGUCGGACUCGCAACCCGAUGGUCCCGGGUUCGAAUCCCGGUCUUACCACUGUUUAAGGUGGGAUGAGUAGUUGGUUUGCAGUCGUUUUAAAAUGUACUGCCGGAGAUUACAGUUUCAAGUGCUUGAAAAUUCGGCCCACAUCAGAUCAUUCUGGCCUUAGAAAAAUGUUCUAAUUUAGUCUAAUCCUAACGAGACGGGCUUGCUAGGUUAACGAGGUUGAAUAUUACGAGAAAGCACACAAGUGGUAUAAAAUUUCAUGACAUGAUUAAGAAAGGGUACACAAACAAAAAGGAGUCAAAAUGCCCAUAUAGCUUUUAUCCAAGGGUUUCAUAAGUGAAUUUUAGGGCUUGUAUGUAACCAAUUACCCUUCUCAACCCAAGAGACCUUUAUGGUCUCCUCCUCUUCCUCUAGCUAGUUCUCUCUCUUAUGUAAAGCGAGUGAAAUCUUCAUGUAUAUACUUGAUGUGAACACUAUACAUACCGUAUGAAUUGGUGUUGCAGAUCUCGUCCUCCGAGUCCGUUUCCGAUGUCUCUCAGCCCAUCGGACAAAUGAGUGUACCACAGGACAGACUAAGCCUGCUAGUAAGACUGUGUUUAACUGACAGUAACUUCCCUGCUUUCGUAGAAGCCGUUGAAAAGGAACUACAAAGCUUGACGCCAUCUCAUGAAUAAAGAUUAAGGCGCUGCGUCUGUCCCGUGCUGCUAUAAUGUUAAGGCGCUUUUAAGCUUGAAAAAUCCUCAUUUGAAAUAUGAAAAUCAAAGGGCCGAUUAUUUUAGUGAACGUCAGACCCGUCUACGAACUUAAUGCCACACAGUGAGUAACAACAAUAGAUUCUGAGCAUUACUCCAUCAGUCGUUAUAGUUGUUACACGUGAAGUUCGUUUGUCCAGUUUC